AUGACACAGUUCGGGAAGCUUCUAAUUGAGGUUCACUAUCGCACAGUGGUCAUCAUGAAUGGCCCACUUCCAUCCGCAACAGAGACAAGAACAACUCAAUACCCUCUCGAUCGUCUCAUGGUGUUUAGUUUGUCCCGACAAGAACUCGAAAAAGUAAUACCAAAGUAUUACGACAUGAGUGUUCUUUCAAAGAACAAAACAAAUGAAUUAUAUGAAAAAAUGGAAAAUCGGUUGACUUUGCCGAUUCGAUGGGAUUCUCUAAUUGUGGAGGCCAUCAUCUCAAAGGUGAUGGACAUAGACACACGCAAAAGCAGUAAUAGUCCAAGAGAUUAUAAUUCUGCACAAGAUGUCCAAGCAAAAGAGAAAAUCGUCAACAAAAUGCUAUCGAGAACAUUUGCCAAACUCAAGGUAGACGAGAUGGUUGCAAAAUAUCAAAUCCUCCGAUAUGCACUCCUUGACCCAGAUCUGAAUCCAAUUGGCUGUUGCCACUCUUAUAAAACCGCCUUUGCCAACUCCAUUUGCAAUAAUGAUGGUGAUAUCGGUGAAGGGUACCAAGCUCUCAAACUAAUAUUUUCAUCUCAACCAUUAAAAGAUCAUAAUUUGGAAUGUGAAAAGAAAAGGUUAAAAUUAAAAGAGGAAAGAGAGGCCAAGCAAAAUCAAGAGCCAGCCAUUCCCAAGGAAAAAAAAAAGAAGAAACAGUUUUUGGGUGACAAAAGGCCUGAAAACUUUGAUGAAAUCAAUUUUGAUGGAUCUGUUUAUUCAAUAUCAAAUUUGGCCACAGAUUUAGAGAUUGAUAGCAAAAAUGUAAAGAAAUUAAAGGUUGAAGAACAUAUAUCUGGUGAUUAUUUACAAUCUGAACUCUCAUCAAAUUUGGAAGCGUUGAUCCAAUCAUCAACAUCAAUAAGUGCCUGGAGUGGAGAGGACAAUUCAAUCGAUUUUUCAAAGUUGACAAAAGAUCAAUAUCCAUCUUUAAUGGAUUUUUGUGAAUCAAAUGGAUACAAGUUUCCAAAAGGAUAUGACCCUACAGGAUUGAAAUCCCUCAUGACGUCCGAUUUGGAGACGAUAAAAACUACUCCUUUCGCAUUGAAUAGCUUUGCACCACAAGCAAAAUUCAACAGUACUUUUAUCCCAUUCUCGAUAGAGUUGUUUGUCAGUAUAAUCGUCAACUCUGGAAUAGAUAUGUCCCUUGGUUUGACCGACAAACACAAAAUAUUAAGGUAUAUUUCAAAAAUAUUACCUAAUUUGGAAAAAGAAAUUGGUCAUCCAUUGGAAAGUGGCUAUCCAUUGGAUAGAUUUAAGUUUUUCGACAAGGAAAUUGAGAUCCUCAAAGCUUCGCACUUGGCUUCUUUUCCUUCAUCGUCAGAUGUAACAAUAUCACCAUCCUCUUCGUCUGAUGUAACAACAUCACCAUCCUCUUUGUCUGAUGUAACAAUAUCACCAUCCUCUUCGUCUGAUACAACAACAUCACCAUCCUCUUCGUCUGAUACAACUACAUCUCCAUCCUCAUCAUCAAAAAAAAAAAGAGGUAGAACUCGUAGUGAGAUUGUGGAUAUAAAGUUAGAAAAAUUCCCUGAUUUUAAAGAUUUUAAAUUGGAGGAUCUUAAUCGACAAUUGGAACUUAGAGAUAUCGAAUCCCCAAACAUUGAUACACAAGUCCAAGAAGAGGAAAAUAUUAAAAGAUUGAAAUUGGUUUUAUGGCAAGACAUGAAGACUUUGACUACAGCAAAUCCAGUCAAGUUAGCAUUUUAA
Cavenderia fasciculata is the source of this 1749-nucleotide messenger RNA. RefSeq lists its product as uncharacterized. The record is from RefSeq and is a predicted model, not a curated record. NCBI's taxonomy places the organism in Eukaryota, Evosea, Eumycetozoa, Acytosteliales, Cavenderiaceae. The transcript has 9 exons. Bases 1 to 1749 code for a protein of 582 amino acids.